CUUCCUUUCCCAAUAAUCCCACUCGAUCAGCCAUGGCUGCCGGAGAACGGAUCGCGUUGUCCCGUCCUUUGCAGCAGGGCCUCUCCGUGGUCGUUGUGGUCGUUCUCGCCGUAAUAGCCGCGGCCGCCGCCUUCGUGCCGCUAGCAGCCGCCGCUCGCGCCAUUCCCGACGCCAAUAGGCCUCCCAAGGAACCUUCCACGAGCCUUCGAUCGUUUCAGAGUCGCCCCAGCAAUCAAGAUCCCAGUCUCGGCAAUCCCGACUCGCCUCAAAGCCGACCAAUCAGGUAUCUCGCGCGGAGCCCCGUGGACGCGGAGGAGGCGGAAAACGAAGCGGAGCUCCCGCCCGGGGAGGGCGGGGAAGGCCCCGCGGACGCGGGGUUGGCGGAAGAAUCGGAGGGCGCGGCGGAUGGGGAGGGGGCCGCGGAAGCGGAGAUAGAUCCCCCUCGAAAAACAGUCAGCAAGAAGAAGAAAAAAGUUGUGGAUGAUCUGGGCACGGGGGGAGAAGACGACUUGGGGGAGAGUGGUGGGGCGACUGGUAAGGGGGCUGGGGUGGUGGGGGAGGAGGCAGAGGAGGCAGAGGAAGCAGCAGGUGAAACAGCCACGGGGAAAGCUGCAGCAGGGAAGGCAAGUGCAGCCGACGCAGCAGCAGCAGACGCAGCAGCAGAAGCAGCAGGCGGGUUAGCAGGUACUGGGAUUGGGAGCACGCGCAAGACAGCAGCAGAGCGAGGCGCGGAGGCGAGGGCAGAGGCGGGAGGAGAGGGGGAGGGGAGUAUAGGUGGGGAAGGGGCAGGGGAGGCGGUAGGCAAGCCCAUAGAGCAGCCAGCAUUGGAGGAGGAAGGGGAUGGUCGUCUAGGGGGGGUUGCAGGAGAGAUCUCAGGAAAGGGUGCAGGGGAGGGUGGUGGGGAGGGUGGGGGGGAAGCGGUUGGAGAGGGGGGUGGGGAGGAGGACGAGGCAGCGGCAGUGGAUGACCAGCCAUGGGCGGAGGGGAAGGGAAAAGGGGGGGCGGACGAGGCAGGGGGAGAGGCAGCGUUUGGUGGGGAAGGGGGUGGUGCUGGUGGUGGUGCUGGUGGUGCUGCUGGUGGUGGUGCUGCUGGUGGUGCUGGUGGUGGUGCUGCUGGUGGAAAGAGUGAGGCCCAAGGGCCGCCUUCUGGUAACCCGAGUACCACACCUGGAACCACCAUCCCCCCCAGCAGCAGCAACACCAGUCCUCCCAGCAGCAGCAGCGGUGGUUCUCUCUACCUGACCAUCGAGCGAGCCCUCAUUCAGCUCUUAAAGCCCCUCAUCAUCACCACAAUGACCACCAUCUACCCCUUUGUCGGCGAAGCAAACGCGGAAACUGUCGCAGUUUACCUCGUGCUAGGGGGAUUUACCCUCGCGGUCCUCGUCUCCUUGGUCUGCCUCAUCGCCUGCUGCUGCUGCUGCAAGGGCGGGGCGAGGCACGGGGAGGGGCCGUCUUAUGAAAGCGUGGCGGGGGGGGAGGUGGAUAUGGGGACGGGGUUUGGAAGCAAGGGGGGUGCGAGCGGGGGUAGGGCGUCGGACGGGCAGUGGGAUUGGGACGAGGAGGAGGGGGGGGAUGAUGAUUGGGAGAGGGCAGGGAGGGAGAAGGGAGGAGGAGGAGGAGGGAGGAGUGCAAUGGAGGUCGAGGUUCGAUCGCCUACUAGUAGUUCGUUGAAGCUGGGUGGAGGGGCUAAAUCUCCCUUUGGUGCUGCUGCUGGUGGCGGCAGUGGCAGUGGCAGCAGCAGUGGCAAGCCUUUGAUUGUAAAGCAGACUGUCAGCCCAGUCGCUGCUACUGCCACUGCUGCUGCUUUUGUUUCUGCUGCUCCUGCUCCUGUUACUGCAGGAAUCGGUGAUGGCAUCGGUGUUACCAGUGCGGUUACCGGCGUCAGUAGCAGCGGUGUUACCAGCACUAACAGCGGCAGUACGAGCAGCAAGAAGCCUGCCAGAACAGGAUGGCUAGACGAGGAAGAGAAUGGGGAGGAGGAAGAGGACAUUGGAUGGGGGGAGCUGGGAUCCUCUCUAGGGUUUGGGGGGAGUGCGUCAGGCAGCAAGAAGGGCGGGAAGGGAGGUGCCAGUAAGGGUGGGGCUUCAGCCAAGAAAAAGCAGACGAGCAAGCUGGUCGUCGCCAAGGGGAAGAGCAGUGGAGGGGAGGAAGAUGAUGGGUGGGACUUCGAUUUGUAACGGUUGCGUCCUAAGGAAUUGUAACAGCAGCUUGGAAUGAAACCUUUUUUGUUACAUGUGAAGUGAACCUAUUGGAUGCGAUCUAUACUGUAGGAGCUUGUGAGAAUGUAGAUUACCCUAAGUUAGCUAUGGAGUAGCUGCGU
Closterium sp. NIES-67 is the source of this 2320-nucleotide messenger RNA. Lineage: Eukaryota; Viridiplantae; Streptophyta; Zygnematophyceae; Desmidiales; Closteriaceae. The record is from the annotation of a GenBank genome assembly.